Molecule: messenger RNA, 1512 nt
Organism: Acanthamoeba castellanii str. Neff
Lineage: Eukaryota; Discosea; Longamoebia; Acanthamoebidae
Exons: 5
Coding region: 1-1512 (503 amino acids)
Source: RefSeq, a predicted model, not a curated record
AUGUCGGAGACCGUCGCCGCCACCCCGUCGACAAUCAGCAGCGCCGAAGGAACGGGCUGCCAGGCAGAGAAGAAGGGCAGCAAGAAGGCGGCCACUGCAGGCGAACAGGGCGAGAAUGGAGGCCAAUCGCCGAGUGUCGCUCGCGCUGCUGGAGGAGAGAAGGGGCCUGCCACUGCCGGCAAGAAGGGCAAGAAGGCUGGCAAAAAGACGGUCCCUGGGGAGAAGGUGGAGAAGGGAGCCAAGGACGUGAAGCAGGAAAAUGCCAACCCCUACAUUCGUCUCAUCAAUUCGAAAUUGCGCGCGAACAAGAAGAAGCUCGAGAAGAUCGCGACCAUUGAUGAGAAGGUCGCAGAAGGCAAGGAGAUCAACAGCGAUCAGCGCGAGUUGCUCAGCCGAAAGCCAGAAAUCGAGCGGCUCAUCGUCGAACUCGAUGAAGUCAAGAAGGAGCUUGCCAAGAUAGAGAAGAGCGAGGCUCAGGCCCAAGCGGAGAAGCGCGUGAGCGAGUUGAAGACCGCGCUCCGCCUGUUCCACGUGGUGGGCUACCUUCACUCCACCGCUGCCGAAGAAACAAAGCACAUCCUUCUGGCUCGCGGCCUCAAAUCGCUGGACGCGGAUCUCUCUGUCUUGACGCACCUCCAGAAUGACAUCUUCGGUCUUGGCGAAAACUUCGGCAAGCAGCUCGACGCCGGUUUCUCGCGUCUGCUGAAGCUGCUGAACGACAGCAAGGAGGAAUUCGCGCCCGGCUUCACCUUCCAAACACUUCACACCAAGCUGAACGACUACGACGCCUACAUCCGCAAGGGCAAGGCCCUGGAGCCCUUGUCGAGCGAGCAGCCGGCUUCUGCUGCGGCGCAGCCGACCGCGGAGCCCACUCCAGAGGCCUCCGUGCCCGAGCAGGCACCCCAGACCGAAGCACCCAGUGAAGCAGCUGCGCCCGCCGGAGAUCAGCAGGCUCAGCCCGAAGGCGUGUCCGCCGAAAGUACCGAGUUCGGUCACGACGAGCGGGGCCGAGGCGGCAGGGGCGGACGCGGUGGUCGUGACGGCAGGGGUGCCCGGGGCGAACGUGGCGAGCGCCGCGGAGGCCGGGGUGGGCGCGGUGGCCGCAGGCCCGAGGGCGCCGAUGUCAGCGAGAACGGCGGCGAUCAUCAGGCGGGAGCCGCCGCGGGUGCCGAGGCCGCCCAAACCGGCGCGGUUGAGGGUGGCCGGCGAGGUGGCCGCGGAGGCGAGCGAGGCGGCGAGCGCCGUGGAGGCCGAGGUGGCGGACGCGGCGGUGGCCGAGGCGGCAACUUUAGGGGCGCUCCGGCAGCGGAAGGCGGCCAGCAGCAGGCGGCCCAGGGCGCACCCGGCGGGCAGAGGCCGGCCGGCGAUCGUCCGCCCAGGAACCGCGGCCCGAGGCAGUACCCGCCCAAGGAGGGCCAGCGCCAGUCCCCGCAGCAGCGUCGGCCGCCUCAGGAGCAGCGUCAGCCGUCCCAGCAGCCAGCUGCCCCGGCUGCGGCUCCUCCCGCGCAGUAG